AAACAAUGACAUGCUCAAGUUGCGAAAUUGCCACCACCUUUGACCAGCGUUUGAUUGUUGAAGCUUUUGUUUGUUUGUCCCAUAAGAUGUUUGCAUUUUAGCGCCUCUCACAUUUCCCGGCAAUUUCCAUCUUCAACCAAAGCCGCCCUCUUCUUUCUUCAUCUGGGUUUCUUGAUUACAGAAUUUUCGAAAUUCCAUUUCACCCUAGUAACGAUCUGCUUUCAGAGAUUUUCAAUAUUUCAGGAUCUCAUCUGCCCUGCUUCUUAAAUCUUAGGUUUAGAUAAUGGAUUCAACAGUGUCAAUACUUGCAAAUGUAGUGGGAGCUACAUCUGAUUGGGUGAGAUCAGUUUUUGAAUUUCAAUUCGCUAGAGCUGUGAUAUUUGAGGUCAACAUUGGAGGACAUCUAUUUGUGGAAGGUCUUCUCCUGGUAGUCAUCCUUUUCCUACUGUCUCAGAAGAGUUACAAACCACCUAAAAGACCAUUGACGAAGAAGGAAAUUGAUGAAUUAUGUGAAGAAUGGGCCCCAGAACCGCUUAUCCCUUCCAUCACUGAUGAGAUGAAACGUGAACCUCCAGUUUUAGAAAGUGCUGCAGGGCCUCAUACUAUAGUUAAUGGGAAAGACGUAGUGAACUUUACCUCAGCAAACUACCUUGGAUUAUUAGGAAGCCAAGAAUUACUAGAGACUUGUACUACAGCUCUAGAGAAGUAUGGUGUAGGUUCUUGUGGUCCCCGGGGAUUCUAUGGCACAAUAGAUGUCCACCUUGAUUGUGAGGCCAGAAUAGCAAAGUUUCUGGGAACUCCAGAUUCCAUACUGUAUUCUUAUGGACUUUCUACGAUGUUCAGUGCAAUUCCAGCAUUUUGCAAAAAGGGUGAUGUUGUUAUUGCGGAUGAAGGUGUCCACUGGGGAAUUCAAAACGGCCUUCAGCUUUCUAGAAGCACCAUCAUAUAUUUUAAGCAUAACAAUAUGGAGUCCUUACAAAAUACUUUGGAGAAAGUUACCCAAGAAAACAAGCAAGCUAGGAAGCUACGGCGAUAUAUUGUUGUUGAAGCUGUGUAUCAGAAUUCUGGCAAAAUAGCUCCAUUAGAUGAAAUCAUCAAGCUGAAGGAAAAAUAUCGAUUCCGCGUGUUGUUGGAUGAGAGCAAUUCCAUUGGUGUGCUUGGCAGUUCUGGUAGAGGUCUAACUGAACAUUGUAAAGUUCCGUCUGACAAGAUAGAUAUAAUAACUGCGGCAAUGGGACAUGCAUUGGCCACAGAAGGUGGGUUUUGCACAGGGAAUGCUAGAGUCAUUGAUCACCAGCGUCUCAGUAGUUCUGGUUAUGUCUUCUCUGCUUCACUGCCUCCUUACUUAGCAAGUGCUACAAUUAAGGCUAUUGAUAUCGUUGAAGAAAAACCUGAACUUCUUGUCAAACUAAGGCAAAAUAUUGCUAUGUUGACUAAAGGUUUGUCAGAUAUAAAAGGCUUAGAGAUAGUCAGUGAUCCGGUCUCCCCCAUUAUAUUCCUUGCAUUAAAGCAGUCCACUGGUUCUUCGAAGGGUGAUUUACAAGUGCUUGAAGAUAUAGCUGAUCAUGUCUUGAAGGAAGAUGGUGUCUUCAUUGUGACUUCAAAGAGAUCAACUCUUGAUAAAUGUAAGCUGCCAGUUGGAAUUAGAUUAUUUGUCUCAGCAGCUCAUUCAGAAUCCGAUCUGGUGAAAGCCAGCGAAUCAUUGAAAAGAGCAACAGCAUCACUAUUGCCAGCUCACGAUUGAUAGAAGGAUUUCACUGCUUUGCUCUUCGAAUAUACCACUGUGUCAAAGGAGCCAAAAUGUCACUCAUGGAGGUUCCAACCUUCAUCUAUAUUGCAUUUGUUUUGCCCUUUGCUGGUCUUUCGAUUUUCCAAAUCAAAGCUAUCAAGGAUCUAAACGUUCUUGAGAUUGCACCGCCACAGUAGUUAGUUGAGGCGAAAUCUUCUUCCACUGAAAUAGGCUCACAAAUUUUACUUUUAGUGAACUACAAAUCUAGAUUGAUUUUAUACUUUUGA
This is a messenger RNA of Solanum verrucosum, 2016 nucleotides long. RefSeq names its product long chain base biosynthesis protein 1-like. Bases 284 to 1744 code for a protein of 486 amino acids. Gene Ontology annotation, biological process: ceramide biosynthetic process; sphingosine biosynthetic process. The record is from RefSeq and is a predicted model, not a curated record. Gene Ontology annotation, molecular function: pyridoxal phosphate binding; serine C-palmitoyltransferase activity. Lineage: Eukaryota; Viridiplantae; Streptophyta; Magnoliopsida; Solanales; Solanaceae. The transcript is spliced from 13 exons. Gene Ontology annotation, cellular component: endoplasmic reticulum.